This is a messenger RNA of Megachile rotundata (alfalfa leafcutting bee), 953 nucleotides long. It is a transcript of the gene Nubp2, whose product is annotated as NUBP iron-sulfur cluster assembly factor 2. Gene Ontology annotation, biological process: iron-sulfur cluster assembly. NCBI's taxonomy places the organism in Eukaryota, Metazoa, Arthropoda, Insecta, Hymenoptera, Megachilidae. Gene Ontology annotation, molecular function: 4 iron, 4 sulfur cluster binding; ATP binding; ATP-dependent FeS chaperone activity. The record is from RefSeq and is a predicted model, not a curated record. Gene Ontology annotation, cellular component: cytosol.
UUUCAAGAAACAUAUUAGUCAGAAUGCGAUCGACUGUCGUCGAGGUUACAUUGCCGGUGGUGCUAUUUCAUUUCUUUUCGUAAUGUUGGAAGGUGUCAAACAUGUUUUAUUAGUGCUCUCUGGUAAAGGUGGUGUCGGAAAAUCAACCGUUAGCACACAGUUAGCUCUUGCUCUCAAAGAAUCAGGAUUUCGAGUAGGUUUACUCGAUGUUGAUCUAUGUGGGCCCAGCGUACCUUAUCUGUUAAAUUUGGAAGGCAAAGAUGUUCAUCAGUCAUCUGAUGGUUGGAUCCCAGUGUUUGCAGACAAAGAACAAAAAUUGGCUGUCAUGUCAAUAGGAUUUUUAUUAAAAAAUCAAGAUGAUAGCAUUGUUUGGCGAGGCCCAAAAAAAACUGGAAUGAUCAAACAAUUUUUAACUGAUGUUGUUUGGCAAGAUAUUGACUAUUUAAUCAUUGAUACACCACCAGGAACAUCAGAUGAGCAUAUAACAGUGAUGGAAAACUUGAGAAAUGUUAAAUGUGAUGGUGCACUAAUAGUAACUACCCCACAAGCAGUUGCAGUAGAUGAUGUUUUGAGAGAAAUAACAUUUUGCAGAAAAACUGGCAUUCAUAUAUUUGGUAUCAUUGAAAAUAUGAGUGGUUUUGUCUGUUCAUCCUGUUCGGAAUGUACAAAUAUAUUUUCGGCGGGUGGAGGAAUAGCUCUUUCAAAAAUGGUAAAUGUACCAUUUUUGGCUAAAUUACCUAUAGAUCCUCAAGUUGGAAAAUUGGCUCAAACGGGUCAGAGUGUUUUGGUAACAUUACCAGAUAGUCAAGUAGCACAAGUGUUUCGAAAACUAGUCGAAGAACUUACCAAGAGCAAAGAAGCGUUACACCCGGCAGUACAUUGAUUAUUUGAGAUUGCAGAAUUUAAAGUUUGAGUGCACAUGAAAUUUGUACAUAGCAAGAUUUUUGUAUUUA